Messenger RNA from Cydia fagiglandana, 5399 nucleotides. It is a transcript of the gene milt, whose product is annotated as trafficking kinesin-binding protein milt. The record is from RefSeq and is a predicted model, not a curated record. Lineage: Eukaryota; Metazoa; Arthropoda; Insecta; Lepidoptera; Tortricidae. Gene Ontology annotation, biological process: mitochondrion distribution; protein targeting; vesicle transport along microtubule. Gene Ontology annotation, cellular component: mitochondrion; cytoplasmic vesicle. Bases 110 to 2644 code for a protein of 844 amino acids. The transcript has 15 exons. Gene Ontology annotation, molecular function: myosin binding.
UAAGGUUACGUCUAACAUUGCACGUCCGACGUGCCCGUCGAUGUGGUGUUGUUUGUUUGUUGUGAUGUGUUUGGAGUCCGUGGAAAAAACUUGAACCCACCGUGCAAGCAUGAACGGGAAGACUAGGUCACGCCCACGGCCUAGACGGCGGGACGAUCUGCAUGAAAAGAAACAGGACUUGCUGCUUGCGUGGAGCGACGAAGUGUGCAAUAGCGAGGAGGUGCCCGAGGUAGAAAUCGUUAGUCUUCUGCAAGAACAUAUACCGAAGUAUCGCCUUCGAGCCGACAGUCUCACUCAAUUUGGAGGCUACGAGAACCAGGACUGGUUCAUCCCAUCGCCGGCGUUGCCAGUCAGCGACAACGACCUAGCACUCACUCCCGAUCAGAUCAGGGAGACGCUUAAUUAUUUCCUUCUAUGCAGCAACAGGGUGAGCCAAAUGACAAAAACCUACAAUGACAUCGAAGCAGUAACACGGCUCUUGGAAGAAAAAGAGAAAGAUUUAGAGUUGACGGCCCGCAUCGGGAAGGAGUUGCUGGCCACAAAUGGCGUAUUAGAAGCGCGGGUCAACUCUCUCGAAGGCGAGCUGCGGAGCGCCAGAGACCACAUCACACAGCUGAGGCACGACCUCACUGCAAAGACUGAUUUACUGCAGAUUCUAACCAAUGAUACAGAGGAGGGCUCGACCCCGUCUGAGCAGGAAGCGGCUCAGGAGGCGGCGCUGCGCAAGCGCACAGGUGCGCUGGAGCGGGAAAACCGCGCUCUGCGCGACGAAGCCGCGCGGCUUGCCGCCGGCGCCGACCAGUGCGAGCUGGCCGAGCGGCAGCUGCUGCGGGACAUCGCGCAACAACUCGCAAGUGCUAACUCGGAGGCUGGUGUGCUGGGCUCGGAGUUGGCGGAGGAGCGACAGCGGGCUGCGGAAUUACAACAGCAAUAUGACUCCGUCAAUGCGAGGCUCGCUGCUACGGAGAAAAAUCUACAACAGAUAACUGCGGAGCACCAGCAGACGUUGCGGAUAUUAGACAUAACUAGAGAUAACCAAAAUGCAUUGGCGGCGGAGUUGGCGGAUACGAAGGAGCGGUACAUGGAGGUGGCUGCUCAUCUUGCCGAAGCUCAAGAGCAGCUCCGGCAGCUUCGCAAACGAACCGAGCCGACGCGCGGCCUCAUGCCCAGCGUGGCGGCCGCGGCCGGCCUCCUCCCUGCCAGCUUACAUCGAGAGAUGCACUCCUCCAUCUACUCAGAACUUAGUAUGGACUCCGGCAUCGGCAUCGGGAGCGACCCAAUGCAACAAUCGAGCAUGGCGAAAGUGUUCGAGACGGUGCAGUGCGCGUCAAGGUGGUCCGGCGCGUCGAUAGCCGGAUCCGACCAGCCGGACGCGCCGCUGCCGCGGUCGUCCUACCUCCUCCCCAAGCCCAAGCUGUCCAGCGACUCCUUCUUCGAAGACUCGGACACGGACUCGGACGAACUCUACCCUGGCGGCACCGGCGAAGGUGUACCGGGAGCGCCGGGCGCAGCCGAGCUGGCAGCGGCGCUGCGAAGGCUCACACCACAAGAGAUCAACUCUCGACGUGCUUCUUUGGCUGCCUCACACGUGCUAAGGCAUCGACGUAGCACAGAGCGUGACCUAAGCGAAGAAAGCGCAGUAUGGGGUGCAGGCGCGGCGGGUGGUUUGGCCCGUUUCCGCGCUCCACACAAGCUGCAGAUCGUCAAGCCUAUGGAGGGCUCGCUCACCUUACACACGUGGGCGCAGCUCGCCAAGCCGACCAUGUCAGGGUUACUAGAGGAGCAGGAGGGUGUCGGAGUGCGCGGCUCCCGCUCAGCGCAGGCCCUAGGGCUGCGGCUGUACCGGCUGUCCGACGUGGAGGAGGACGACGACAUGCCGCGCCUGCCGCACUCCAGCCAUGUCUACACCUUUACCAACAGCACGGUGAUGCACCCGAACGACGGCAGCCUGGUGAGCAGCACGCGCGGCAGCAGCGUCAGCUCGGGCAUGAGCAGCCUGAGCUCGUCCGUGCUCGGCAGCGCGUGGAGCUCGCGGCUCACGUCGCGGCGCUCGUCCGCCGCCGUGUCGCCGGUGCUGUCGCGGCGCGAGUCCUUCUGCGAGCGGGUCGUCGAGCGACAUUUUACGCCUACAGCCACGCCCGCUAAUAGCCCGCUGCUCGGCUCGCCGGAUUCUUCGCCGCCUGCUACGCCCAGGCCCGGCGACGCUCCCCCCUCGCUGCACGCGUUGAUCGCGUCGGGCACGUCGAUCCUGCGGCGGCGCUACCUGGCGUCGCCCGCCGCCGACGGGUCGCCCGCGCCGCUCGCGCUGCAGACCCCCGGCUCGCUGUACACGGGGCUGGUGCACCGCAGCCCCAUGGAGCAGCUCACCUGCCUCAAGCGCACGCUGCGCUCGCCCGCCGCGCCCGAGCGGCAGGAGUCCGUGCUGGGCGUGCCCGCGCACCCCGGCGAGGGCGCCCUGGACGCGGCCGGCGCGAGCGCUGCGGCGCCCGGCAGAAGAACGCGCCCUCGAGCCCCCCGGCCGCGCACGGACCUGGGCACGGUGGCCGCGCCCCCGGCGCCCAAGCCGCCGCCGCUGGAGAGAAACUCCUCCCCGCUCGGCACGCUCAGCACGCUCCUGUUCGGCAGGAAAGGCGGCCUUCUAUAAUUCGCGCCGUGAUCGCGUUUUGUUCCUUCGGUCCGUAGGCCUGCGGGACCCGGAUGUGCGGAAUAUCGAACGAGAUUGUAAUCGAGUUUAAUUGUCAGAUUGUUUCUACGAAAUCUUAACUCUAACGAUUAUGAUAGGGUCGUCUGCGCUUUUGUUUCGUAUCGCUCCGAUAGCGACCGUGCUCUUUUUUAGCUGAUUUAUUUUGAAUAAUUUGUGAACGUAACGUUCGCCUUGAUAGAUAAUGUUUUACGUUUUGAUAUCCUAUUAUGUUAUUUGUGUAUAGUCGUUUUACCUUUGACGUGUAUUUUUUGUAGCGAAUUAUUUAACUGUAGUGAGCAGCUUUGUGCAUUUAUAAAAUGUUUUUUUUUUGGGAUUCGAACUUGAGAUCUUUUUUUUUGUAGUCUGAAUUGAGUUUGAUUAAUGGCAUUUUUCUGUCUCUGUUCCCCUCUCUAUAAAACAUUCCUUUAAAACAGCUCAAGUGUUUAUUACGCUUUGUGUUAAAAAGAGAGAAAUGUCAUGAGGACCAGGCGUGCACUUAAAUAAUUUCAUUGAUAAAAGAACGAAUCAUAAAUGUACACAGUUAAAGGUUAAUAUAGUGCAGCUAUUUAGAGAGUCAAACAUAUGCUAUUUAUUCCCCUAGUUACCGAGAAAUGUAAAACAGCCGAGCAACGUCAACUAGUUUAACUGUGUUAAUAGGUACACUAUAAUCAGAGUUGGGCAAAAUGUAAUCGAUUGACGAUUAACGAUUAAAAUUAACCGACUUAAUCGCGAGCAACGAUUAAAAGUGACGAUUAAUUAAUUUUAGUCGAAAAGCUCCGACUAAUAUUGUCACGAUUAAAUUAAUCGUCGACUAAUUACCGGCGAUUAAUUUUUUUAAUCGAUGAAUUAGUUCGAUUAAUUUUCUCUCGAUUAAUUUUAGCAAUACAUAUGGUCUUUUUAACCGACUUAAAAAAAAGGACGAGGUGCCUAAUUCGUCUGAAACAUUUAUAAAUAAUAUAAGUAACAGACGAAUUUUUAUGUAUGUUCACUUGGAGACUAUUAAUUUCGACCGUCUUCGAUAGGAUAGUAUCCGUUCGAUGUAAGUAGUAAGUAAUUACUGCAUUGACAAGUUGAAACCUUAUAGAAAACAACUGAGAAGUAAUGUGUUUGCUCUUUCAUACACAUACGUCGUUCUCUUUCUAAUUUUUAUACCUGCGCUACAAGCCCUAAACCCUUACCUAGAGAUGCCGCGCUAAGUUAUCCGCAUUAUUAUAGUAACCAAUGUAACCAUCUUAUACUAUUGAAGCACAUUUAUAACACUGGAAUGGUUUUUAAUGUGUACGCAAGAAGUUUUGAUUUUUAGUUACAUACAAAAAUGACCACCAGUGUCCUGUCUACUUUCAAUCGAGAGUUAAUCGAGAAAUUUAAUCGAUUAAUAUUAAGAUUAAUUCAAUUUCAAUCGUAUGUUAGGUCGACUAAAUUAAUCGCGAUUAAAUUAAUCGCCGAUUAAUUUUGACGAUUAACUUUUUUAAUCGAUUGAUUAGUCGAUUAAAAAGUUAAUCGAUUAAUGCCCAUCUCUGACUAUAAUAUCUUCAACUGCAUACAAGUACGUAUUUAUGGUUCUUUUAUCAAUGAUGUGUAGAUGAUUGUAUACCAAAAUAAUAAUAGUUAAGCGUGAAAUGAAACGAUUAAAUUAUAUUAGGGGCGUUAACGGAUAACUCGAUUAAUUGCAGUUCCUUCUUUGUUAACGAGACCCCGCCACGAACAGUGUAUUAUUUUAUUUUGGUUGUGUUAUUUAUUGAUUAGUAAUCUGAGACUUAACUCUAGAAUUAACGUAGACGCUUUGUCAAGAAGUAGUUAUUGAAGUGGUCGUAUUACGAUAAUAAUUAUCGCGCUUAUCAUUAUAUAAUUUCUGUAAUUGAUAAAUCAUAAUGUAUCAUUGUAAAUAUGUAAUCAAACUUCCAUUUAAGUAGGAGAGUACAAAUUUAUUUAUGUUUUGUAAAUCGAAACCUAGUAAUAUGUAUCAUAGAAACAGUCAUAUUUUGAGGCUCAUCAUAGCAAUGGCCACCCAUUUGUACCUUUCAGUUUCACUGCAGAUCCUUUGGUUGAUUGUAAAUAUGUAUGUUUAAUUUAUUUUCUCAGUGAUGACGAGCUGACGGCCACGUCAAUUCAUUUAGUUGCUUUAAUUAAAGUUAAUUAGUGGGUAAACAUUUGUUACUACUAACUUAGGGUCUGAGUAAAAUAAUGGUGCAUGCCAUAGUGUAAGUAGUAUUGAAUUCAUAAUAGUGGAGGUGAAUCAGCAAAUACAAGAGUGAAAGUUAAUCAGUUACAGAACUUAAAUAGCUGUCUUCAUUUGCCGUCUUUUAGUUAAAUGAAUAAUCAGUGAUUAACUUUAGGUUCUGAAAUUGGUGCUAUAUAGUUUUUAAUGUUAUUAUUGAUUUGUUUAUUUUCAAAUCAACGUGAUCAGGUAUCGUAAAUUUACAGAAUUAUAAUAAUUUCUAACCAGAUUGGUAUUGUGUUGUUUUUGUAGCGCGUCUAUUGAUUUUUGAUUUGGCGUCGUGUCAGCAUGUGUCUUGAACUUGAACCAUCUGUGAAGUGGUGAGGUGAGGCUGCGAGGCGAGCGAGUGUGAGUCGAUUACGAUUGAUUCCCGAGUGAGAGAGUACCCGAGCCUUAGGCACAAAUAAACUGUAGAAUAAGGGUAAUUUGUUGAGAUUUGACAUCAAAAAUUAUAAUUAUUGUAUUAUAAUUACAGGAAUAUAAUUUAUUCGAAGAUAA